AUGGUAGAUGAAGGCAACGCUACCAUGUCAGAGGCACAGCGAGUGCUAUCUAUUGCUACUACCAUAGCACCUUUGAACAUAAGAGCGUCAAAUCUGGCGGCGGAAUGGAAGGCUUGGAGUACGCAGUUCAAAAUAUUUCUGCGUGCAUCUGCUUUAGAUAAUCAAACCGAGCAAAGAAAAGUUGCACUUCUCUUGCACCAUCUGGGUGCAGAAUGUCUAAACAUUUUCACUUCGUUUAAUGUCGAUAUAGACAGCGUCCAAUAUGACGACUUAUGGAGCAAAAUGGAAAUGUAUUUCACUCCAAAAGUCAAUAUAGUAAUAGAGCGCCACAGGUUUUUUACAAAACGUCAAUCCUCGGAAGAGACAAUAAGUCAGUACGCUGCCGCAUUGCAAAAUCUUAGCAAAACUUGUGAAUUCGGGGAUAUACGUGAAGAUCUGGUAAGGGACAUUUUUAUAUGCGGUUUAUCACAAAAAUACAAUAAAAUAAAGGAGAGGCUCUUAAGCGAAGGCAACAUAAAAUUGCAUAAAGCGAUUGAAAUAGCUAAUAGCAUGGAACUAGCAAAAGAAAAUGCAGCCAUGAUACAACGUGAGCCAACCGAAAGCAUACAGGUAGCAGCUUUGAGAAAAUCUGCAUUGAACUACAAGGAGAAGAGUGCUAGAUAG
Molecule: messenger RNA, 663 nt
Organism: Rhagoletis pomonella (apple maggot)
Lineage: Eukaryota; Metazoa; Arthropoda; Insecta; Diptera; Tephritidae
Exons: 1
Coding region: 1-663 (220 amino acids)
Source: RefSeq, a predicted model, not a curated record